AUGUCUGAGGUCGAAUACAAUAAUUUACUCUACCAGAUAAGUAAAAGACUCGAUGAGCUGGAUGUAGGCGACCAAUUACUGUUUUUGUGCAGAGGGAAAGUGACAGAUCAUGGCGAAGAAAACAUUCCAACCCGCUCGUUGAUUAAAGAAUUAGAAGACAACGGAUUUCUCAGUUCCGAUCGUCUAGUGCUAUUGAAGCGUGUUUUAAAAGUUGUUGAGGAAUGGACUCUUUUUCAACAAGUUGAAAAGUUUGAGGCCAAAAGAAAGGAAUACAGUCGCCUGCUUGAGAAGACGGUUCGAGUACUCGACGAGCUAAAUGAUCUGGAACGACUUGUCUCGAUUUGUAGAGGAAAGAUAACAGUAGAAAGGCAAGGAAACAUUCAUGAUGUAGGAUCGUUGUUUAGGGAGCUAGAACUAAACGACUGGCUUGGAAUUGACUGCCUCGAAACUCUAAAGGAGAUUUUAGCCCAAACGGAGAAAAUUGAUCUGCUUAACGAAGUGGAGGAGUUCGAGCAACGACUAAGUCGUGAACUGAAGUUUGAAAGGCGAAAAGGUAUUCACUGACAAAGCAAAUGUCCUGUUUCGUCAAAUUUGUUAACUACCCUUAUUCACAUGUGUUUGCAUUAUACCUAUAAUAAUAGUUUCUAAAGAUGUUGAAAAUGGCAUAUGUCUGUCUUUUAUGUUUUAGCGCAAGCUGGUGCCGUAUUGUCGUCAGUUGGCGAGAAACUGAUUGGAGGUAAGAAAUACAUUACGCUGAUCGGCCCUAGCUAAAGGAGGGAAUCGGAAGACCGACAUACUACCCAACCUUUAAUUUCAGGAUUUCGAAAGCAGCUAUAGGGAAACAUCGAACAAACAAUUGCCAAGAGAAGUUUUGCAAAAGGACACAUUCUGAGAAUAUUUGUCUAGUGUUGUAGGUUAUAGUAGUGUAAUUCAGUAUUCCAUUUGAAUUAUACGGUAAGUGUUUGAGCAAAUUUAGCAAAAGCCAAAAUGUUAUUUGUUUAAUUUGCGAACCUAUAAAAGAAAGGACAAGACUCAGCAUACGUGGAAUUUGAAGGUAAAUCGAACGCCGUUUGACUCUUCACAGGGAAGUUGUUUAAUUUAUAACUACCUACUACUGGGCUGUUAUUAAAACCACUGUCAGACAGUCUGCGAAAAAUCAAAAAAUAUAUUCAAUUACGUCAUACAUAAAUUAUACCUUCAUAACCAGCCUACCGUUAGUAGCUGUUUAUGCUUGAGUGAACUAAACUUUUUACUCAUUUGGGGAAAAAUUUGCUAUCGUAUGUUUCCCCUUUCACAUGUUUCGCUUUUAAAUUAAAAUAGUAAAUAAGUUUUAUAAUCUAAAAAGGUAUCUUCGUACCUAUAUGUUUGUAAGCGCCGUAGCUUUGAAGACUAGUUUUCACUUUUUUAGUAUCCUUAUUUUCACUCAAAUCUUAUUUUCACUGCCUCUCACCUUUCCUUCUUGUCGCCAAAGAUAUGGCGACAAGAUAUAUGUUUAGUUUUCAUUCUUUGGUUUUUUGUAUAUUUCCUACGUGUUCAUAAGGGUCAGUGUGUAAAAAAUUGUAAAACAUAACAACAAAAAUUAUUAAAAUACAAAUAAGAUAUGGCGGGAGGGAGGAUUCAUGAUUAACCAUUUUCAGGCUCCCUUUUUUGUGACCCCUUCUAGUGCAUUGCAGGUUAUAAAAGGGACAGGAGGGGGGAAUCGUGUACAGACCUGGGAACAAGAAAAGUUGCCUGGCUGGUAACUUAAUUCCUCAAAGAGUCUGCAAAUGGGAGGAGAGAAUAUACAUUACUGGGGUGACAAUGUUUUCGGCUAAAGACAGCAUCUAGCUACAGGCUUUAGUAAAUCACUUUGAAAGCUGACUUUGUGUUUUUGUUGUCUUACCCGCCCAAUUAUUUGAGAACCCUGAAGAGUGCGUUCUAUUCUUUGUGUUUUAGUGUUAAACAUGAAGACUCUGUUCAAAGCUGUAGCAGGAGGCUUUACAAUCGCUUCCAGCUUGGAGCUGUUGAUUCGGGACUCAACAUAUGGCGAGCUCAUCACGGCAGUUAACACAUGCGUACUUCCUUCUGGCGCAAGUUUGAUUCGAAUAACCGAAGGCUGUGUGUGUCUCAAAGUUCAAGUAAAAAGUCGUUCAGCCCUUGAAAACCUGUGGAGUAUGUACACGGACGGGACCCUGAAAGCCUGCUUGCAAACCUUACUUGUCACUGACGAAAUGAGAGAAAUUGCUGGCGGAGAGCAAGUGGAAGUCAUAGUGACCAUCGACGAACUAGAAUAUGAGAAAGCCCGGACAGAGUUAAUCAGUGAAGCUCAAGGUGCAUGAGAUAUUUGUAACAGUUAGUAAUUCCCUUCCCCCUUACCUAUACAUACUUUCUGAAGUUACAUGGGGAAAACGGAUUUAGGGUUAUUGGUCAAUUAUGGAGAGUCACUAAGAGACUAAGGUGUUGGUUUCGAAAAAUACUCAGUCUGUAACUUUGCGUUGGUGCGGAAGUGCAAACGAUUGGUAUUAUUGACUACGUAAACGUAGAUUGUGCAUCAUAAGGAGAUUGAAAAGCUGACGUUUCAAAGGUUAGCGCUGGUUUUCACUAUACCGACGGAGUCGUAACAGAAGUCGUAAGAGGGCUUUUAACCUAGUGGAAAUCAAAAAUCGGAGACGUAAGCAAAAGUCGGAAGCACAAGAGCGGAAUGAUAAAUUAAUCACAAUACAAUUUCUUACGCUUUGUAAUUGGUUUAGUUCUUCCGCCUCUGCUUCCGACUGUGACGAUCUGGUCUUCACUAGAUCAUAAGUGGAACGUACAUGAGGGAAUCGUAAGCGGAAUCAGAACGCUGUUUUCACUAGAUCAUAAGCUCCACCCCUUUGAUUACGACUCCGACUCCCUCGCUAGUGAAAACCAGCCUUUAGCAUUUCGUCAGGGGUAAAUCAGGGGAAGUUGGGAAGUGUGUAAUUUAUAUGCAGGAAGUGGGAGGUAGGUCAUGGUAGCGUCAAAGACUAAAAAUUAGUCGAAUAAAUGAAGAGCGUUGACUCUGUAGGGUUUAAGAAUUCCAAUUUUUUUCUCUUGAUGUUUGCGUCAUCCUUAAUACUUCAAAUAACUCCUACGUGAUUACAUCAUACUGAACUCACAAGAUAUUUUAACAUGUUCCCAUGUUGAUAGGGUUAGCGAUGUUUAAUGAGAAAACACUCUUAAUACUAUCCCACUUUCACUUCCGAUUCAUUUGUCUUAUUUCAGUUCCUUUGCUCUAACAUUCAUUUGCGUUUCUUUUGCCAUCACACUUUUAUAUUUUAAAGGUCCUGUUGUACAGAGGGAGGAGAGGCAGGUUGAAAAUUUUACCUACAUUAAUGUUCAGAGAUAUUUAGAACAAAACAAGCUGGAUAUCGAUUCACAUAGCACAACAACCGAAACAAGCGACAGUGGAAUGUCGGAAUCACCCGGUGCACCAACUGAGCUUGGAAAAGGAGAAACUAACGGUAAAACACACUUGAUAAUAAAACCCAUGAUUAGACCUUGAGCAUUUCAAGAACAACCGGGAGAAACAUCGUCGUAUUAAAUAAAUAUUCACAUAGGAUAUCAAUAAUGACUGGAGGCCUCGACAAAUCCAAACAUUAUGUAAUCUUGCAUAGUUUCCUGUUUAUAUUAAACGCAUUGCAUUUUUUUUUAAUAUUUUCUCUUCUUCCUAGAUUCCGUCUCCAAUCUGUGUUUAAAAGAUCUAAGUAGAACAGUGAUAGCAGAACUGGUAUGCAGACUUCGAGUGGACCCCACUGCUCUUCAGCGAUUUUAUCAGUCUUUUGGGCUUGAUCGUGAGAAAGAGUCCCUCUAUAUGCUGGAAAAUAUAGCCGAACUCUUUCCUGACACUCCAGUCAAGCUGUUAAAAGACGUUUUUCAGGAGUUGCAGUUGUACGACCUUGCAGAAAUGCUGGAGAAAGUAAAAUCGCGCGCACUUCGUCCUUCUCUUCCCCUGAAAGAAAUGAAGAAGUUGUUAAACGCCAGUGAACGUCCUUCAAAGGUUUAUAGUAAAUCAGAAGUUUUGAUUAUCGAGUACUCUGACAGGAAUGCUACUGAAGACGCUUAUCCUGAUGUUGAGAGAAUUGGAUGUUUUUUCCAAGCUCUAAAUUCACAGAGCCAAAUAACUAAAUUAACAGUGAAGGUUGCAGGACAAACGGAGAAUGAGCUGAUGGCGUUGAGGAAAAGC
This is a messenger RNA of Porites evermanni, 4183 nucleotides long. NCBI's taxonomy places the organism in Eukaryota, Metazoa, Cnidaria, Anthozoa, Scleractinia, Poritidae. The record is from the annotation of a GenBank genome assembly.